This is a messenger RNA of Talpa occidentalis (Iberian mole), 7604 nucleotides long. RefSeq names its product KIAA1328 ortholog. NCBI's taxonomy places the organism in Eukaryota, Metazoa, Chordata, Mammalia, Eulipotyphla, Talpidae. The record is from RefSeq and is a predicted model, not a curated record. The transcript is spliced from 11 exons. The coding region runs from base 25 to 1881 and encodes 618 amino acids.
GCCCCGAGUGGCGGUUGUUUCAAGAUGGCGGACGUGGCGGGCCCCUCCCGCCCGGGCGCCGCGGCGUUCUGGAGCCGGGACUUUUCUGAUGAAGAACAAUCAGUAGUAUAUGUUCCAGGAACGUCUACAGAAGAAAAUAUCAGAUCAAGACACAAGUUGCUGAGUCCAAAAGCUAAUCUUAAACUUAAGACUUCCAAGGUGAAUGCUGCCUCAGUGUCCAUGGAAUCUUUAAAAGGUGCAGGAGAUGCAAUAGAUGAACAGAAUUUCUGCACAGGUGGAAUAAAGAGUGCAUCACUGAAGGAUUUAUGUCUGGAAGACAAAAGACGCAUUGCAAACUUAAUUAAAGAACUGGCCAGAGUAAGUGAGGAAAAGGAAGUUACAGAAGAAAGACUCAAAGCUGAGCAGCAAUCAUUUGAGAAGAAGAUCAGGCAGUUGGAAGAACAGAAUGAACUGAUCAUCAAAGAAAGGGAAGCUCUUCAACUGCAAUAUAGAGAAUGCCAAGAACUUUUAAGCCUAUAUCAGAAAUACCUAUCAGAACAGCAGGAGAAGCUCACCAUGUCUCUCUCAGAACUUAAUGCUGCUAGAAUGCAGAAACAACAGGUAUCCAAUAAGAAAAGUACUCUUCAGUCUUCGUCUAUGGAACUAGAAGGUUCCUACAUAAGUGUAGCCAAACCACAGAGCUAUCAAACCAAGCAGAGACCUAAAUCUGCAAACCAGGGGUCAGCUUCAGAAUCCUUUAUGGAGUUUAGGAAUAAUUCUUUGAAACCAGUGGUCCUUAAUUAUCCCAAAGAGGACCUGAACAGGGUACUGUCAGAGAGCAGAACAUGUAAUUGUGGAUCCCCUGGCAAAAAAAUAGUAGAUGCAGUCCCUUCAGAGAAGACUCUACCAGAGGACCUGAAAAUGAAGGGAUGUCCAUAUCUUAACCAUACUCUAUCAAGUCAGUGUUAUGGUCACAGACUUUCUGAAAAUGCAGAUCAUGUUCAUGAGAGCCAUUCUGCAAAUAUAGCCCCUCAGUAUUCCAAGACACAUCUGGAAUCAUGCAAUUAUUGUGGACUUUCAUGGGCAUCUCUGAUGCAUGACCAAGGGGCACUACAACCUAGUGAAGAAACUGACAUCAAAAAUCAACUUUCAGAAGAUAGAAGACAGCAACUUAUGCUUCAGAAAUUGGAACUAGAAAUUGAAAAGGAACGCCUUCAGCAUCUGCUAGCCCAGCAGGAGACAAAGCUUCUCCUAAAACAGCAGCAACUUCAUCAGUCUCGCCUGGAUUACAAUUGGUUAAGAACUCAAGCUGCGUUUACAUCAAGAGAACUGGUUGCUGAUAAAGAAUUUACUAAACCCAGAGAGCUCAAUCUGGAUAUGAAUGGGAGUGACUCUGGACCAAGUCUAUUGACAUCAAAAUGUGAUGGCUGGCUGCUUGGAUCACCAUCCAUCAAAAAAUACCAAGAUGCCUCUAGCAAUGGGGAGAAUAAGCGGGAGAAGAAGACAGUUGGGUUUCAGUCACCUGUGGAAGAUAACGCCCUGUGGACAUGUCAAAAGAAAGAUACAUAUAGACCCCAAAAAGGAACAAUGACAGGAGUUAGAAAAGAUGCAUCUACAUCUCCUAUGACAACAGGAAGCCCAAAGGAACUUGUAACCACAACUGCAUCAUCAUUCCAACAGGAUACCUCCCGGUAUGAGACAUCUCUGUUGGAUUUCGUUCAAUCUCUGAGCCCAAAAUCUGCUCUCAAAUCUCAGACCCAUCCCUCCAGACAGGCCGGGGCCUGGAAUCAUGGUAUUUGCCAAUCCAGAUCUCUAAAAUCAACCUGGAACAAGAUGGGGAUAAGCAAGACCCCUGAAGACCUGGAGGAGAAUCAAAUUCUGGAGGAUAUCUUUUUCAUUUGACACUGAAGUAUAUGCUGCAAAACUUCCAUCAGAAAUGCAUGGAUUUUUUUAUAUACUGAUCCAGGAUUUUAAAUUAUUUGAUUGCAAAGUAAUAGUGUCUCUCCUUUCACAGGACCUGUCUCACUAGCAUCCUAUUAGAUAUUGAAUAUGUAAAUCAUUCUAACAACCCAGGGUGUUUUUGAUCAGACCAAUCAGUAGAUAGCACAUUAAGGGGGGUGGGGGGAGCUGAGGGCACAAUCUUUUUCUAUGCCCAGUAGAGAGUAGAAAACUAAUAUAGGACUUUUUCUGCAAGGCAGAGGCCCAUUUACAUUCUCCCUCAUUUCAAAAGUGUUUCCUUCUCAGUAUUUUGCUGGAAAAGGUCGGUUCUCUUUUGUGCAUAAGGAAAAGCUUUCUACUAAAAGAUUUCUCUCAUUUAAACAUAGCCCUUUUAUAACAAAAGUAAUUUCAGGAAGACAGGCCCUUUUACAUCUCCACCCUGUUCUCACACCACCUACCUCUCUCUAAGUGUAGUCACUUAAUUCUGAAAUUAGAGUUAGUGCCCCUACCAUCACAAAAACACUGAGGGCCAAUCUUGAGUCAGAGUCAGUAGUCAUCAGCUGUCCAUCAUCCGACCUAAAGGGCUCUGUGAGCUGGCAGAGGGACCCAGCCAGCCCUCAGAACUGGCAUUACGUAACACUACUGAAUGUCUGCCCUCAGGAAAUCCAAUGGAGGCACAGCUUGCAAUACUUUUCCUACCAUUCUUCCACUUCCCAAGAUAAAUAGGGGGCAUCUCUUGAUGUUUUUUAUCGACCCCCAUGGGUGUUUUAUUCACCCUUCGAACUUCCCAUGCCCGUAUCCAGGGCAGAUGCCACUAGAGAGAGAGUAGUAUCCAGCUGCUGCAACCUGACAGUUUUUCCUGGCCCCUCCCUCUCACUCCAUGAGGCUGUGCUGGCUUGGCCAGGCCUUGAAUGUGCUCUGCUCAGGGCCACCAUCCCAGUGCUCCAAAGAACUAUCUCUACUUGCUUUUGCUCCACCUCCCACCAGUUUCCCUUCUUUCCCACUGGGCUUCACUGUGACCCCAAGAAAGCCGUGGAAGAAAUACAAUUGAGACCCUAUUCUUUCUCUGUUCUCCUAGUCAGCUGAGCUCUGGAAAUGGGUUCUUCAGUUUACAGUGGACUCUAGUGACCCCUCAAGCUGAUGGAGAGUACGAUGAGCCUACUUGAACUAGUGAGUUUCAAACUUUCCAGCUAUUGAAAGUGAGGGGAAGAUGUGUCUCCAGAUACAUCUUGAUGACUUUGAUAUGGCAGGUGUUGCUUUUUUCUCUUUUACCAACCUCAGACUUGAACUGGGACUGGGACUUUUUGUCAUUCAGUAUUGGGAGGCACGGUCAGACCACCCAGAGCAGCCUGUACCUAGUAAACCUGCAUGGCUGCCCUGAAUUCUGUAUCAAAACUAGAUUAUUUCAGCUUACAAGCACCUUACUGAGCAACUUCCUUGUCUGGACAGAUCUAAGUCUCAUUGUCUCUGUCAGUCCGGGGCCCUGUCUUCUCCCAGUAUUUCUCUUGGGUCUUUUCGUUCUUUUAAGAGAGAAGAAUGGGCCCUACCAAUACCGUAUUCAUCUGAAAUAAUUGUAAGGAUACGACUAACCAGUUGUGGUUAUUCACUUAAAAAGUUGAACACUGUUGCAGAUUAUAAUAGCCUUUUCAAGUUCACCCCUGUGAGAGUAACUAAAUUAUUUUCACCUCAUUUCAGAAAGCCUUUGGAAAAUAAGACUUUCUUUGGUGUAACAAAAAUAGGUGCAAGCAAACUAAAAGCCCUCAACAAUUUCUCAAAGUUAGGUUUCAGAGCUAUCUUUCCCUUGCCUCCUGUGUCAUAACCACUUUAAGUCCAUGCAACUUCCUUCAAUCAUCCAUAACUGUCCAUAACAUAACUGAAUGCCAGUGUCCUAACUGCUCUCCAGAGUAAGAGGAUGCUGGAAGGACCAAGAAACAGAUUAUGAUUUCUUCAAGAAGCUUGUUUGCCUUUUGAGGAAUCAUAAGCAGUAUCUAAACUAAAGGCUCUUGUGGAAUCACAUGCCAUAGCAGAGAGUUUAAUUGCUUCUUUAACUCCCCCUAAAUAAGCAAUUUGAAAGAACAAAGAUGAAUUUUCAACAGAACGCCAAUCAACAUAUUUUUUACUUACCACAUUGCCUCACUAGUUUCUUUUCUCUAUCCUGUGGGUGUCAGGACAGUUGGCUAUGAAUCUAUGUUCAUUCUAACACCUUCAUUAUGAAUUGAACAGUAUAUAUUGAAAUUUUAAUCUGUGUCAUACUUGGGAUAUAUAUAUAUAUAUAUAUAUGAAUGAAAAGGUUCUUGUAGAGCGUUGAGGCUAUUGUAGAGCCUGGAGGCUUAACCUAAUUGCAAACUAAGCCACUAAUAAAAAGAGAGGCACAAAAGAAUUUGCCUUUCCCUCUGUGAAGUUUGCUCAAUAGUGGCUGCUUUCCUAAAGCUAGACUGGACACAAAAUGGGGAUGAGGCCAUAACAUCACCUAUCCUGCUACACACCAUUCUGUGAGAGAGAAAAAUCAGUGUUCGCAAAAUGGAAAAUGAUAAAGUAUGUCCACUGAAGCUCCUAAGUAGGUCCAAAGUGCUUGAUUUAGAAAACCAAGGUUAAUCAAGGAAAAGCUUUUGCUGACAGUUGCCCUUCCAGGAGGCACAUUUGUGUUUAUCUCAACCUGACCUCCAUGGUGGGAACUUUCCUGGAGCACCCCAAGGGACUCUGUCCUUCUUCAGAGCCAUUGUUUUCUCUGAGCCCCGCCAAGACCAUGGUUCAUUGGAAAGAUUUACUGAUAAGAGAAUCUGGAAAGGGCCAGGCUUAAAGGAGCAGAGCCAGAUACAGUCUGCAGUCACUAGGGAGAUGGAGGCUACAACAGACUCCUCCCAGCUGACACUUUAUCCUCACCUGUUUGCGCUACUUUUAAUGUGGGCAACUGUUUAUAUAUGUGCGAGAUUUUAAGUUAAUAAAUUAUGUCUAUGGCUAUCUUCCCCACGUGGUUUUGAUAUUGAAUUGUCCUUUGAGCAUCUGUCAUCUGAUCAAUUGGGAAUAACUUGAAAUAAUAACCAAAAGCUGAGGGUUAUCAAACUACUAUUUUCCUCAGUACCUGUUAAAUCAGCGGAGCUUGUGGUCAACUGAAAGAAAGGAUAUGGUUUGUCACAUCCUAAUAGUUUUUCCUGGCUAACUCCCGCUCACCUGGACACCAACCCUCCUCUAGGUUGUGUGAAGGCUGAAGUGAAAGGUUUAACCUUCUGAGUUCCUUCCAUGUGUCCGUCCUCAAAACUGCUCAACCAGGAAGAAAUACCACAGCACUUUGAAAGAUGAAAAAAUGGUAUGCCUGGUUGACUUUAGUGUUGGGAGAAUGUAGGUGAGGGCUUGAGUGCCUGAAAUGCCCAUCACACCUGUGGAUGCAACCAAGACAGCCAGAGACCCUAUGGUCCCCUGGUCCCAAGUCAGUCAGGACCUAAGCAAAAUCUGCAGAUGCCUCUCAGAGGCAGAGGUGGCAAGGGCAGAAUCAUCUAGUUGAUCCCAAGCUAAAAAUGAGGUACGUAAAGUUUGUCCCAGUUGCCAUAAGGUUAUCUUUGAGUCAAAGAACAUAGCUAGCAAUGAGUGGGGUGAGAGUUCACAGAGGAAGAAUGACCUGACUAGAGAACCAGUUUCAUAAAUAAGCAACCAGUUUCUCAGAGUCGCUGUUCCAGCAUGUUGUGCCUGAGGCACUAGGCUCCAUUUCAUGCAGAAAAGGGAUUAUCUAACCUCUCAGGCUUCAUAACUAACUUCAUAAUGAAGACUGUUAUAGCCCUAGUUAAGAGCUCUUCUGAAAAGACAGUGGCCAAAAUGAGGGUGAUGCUUAUUGGCGCUAAGGAGGAAGGAAAUGGUAGAUACACUAGUAAAACCAGAAGGCACUGGUACCUGGAGUUUAGUAGGAAUGAAUUAAAUCAUAUGUUGCCAAAGGGACAGCCAAAUCCCUUUUCUGUGACCUGUCAAAGCCCAAGGUUUGUCAAAGCCUAAGGGCAUGCUCUUGUCCAGCUCUUGGCCAGCUGAGUGCAUCCCUUGGGUGUCCAGCAGUGCAUAAAAGUGUCAUUGACCUAGGGAAGCAGUUAACAACUUGAGCUAUGGAAGCAAAUAGACCUUUGUUAGAUCUCAGUUAUACUGCUUGCUAGCUGCAUGAUCUUAAGCAAAACCACACUGACCACACUGAAGUUUCUUAAUCUAUAAAAUGGGAAUGCAUUUCUCAUAGGAUGGUCAUGCGGGUGAAAUUCAAUGAGAUACUGUAUGUGAAGGAUCUAGGUGUAUUAUCUGACACGUGCAGGGUGCCCCACUGCUAAGGACUCUCUGUAGCACCAUUUAUUCCUCAGUAAGCUUACAUACUAAACAAAAGACGAAGCUGCAUACUUAAAAAUUUUUAAUAAUAAUUGAAAUAAGAAUCAUCACAGUAAAUUUUCCAGUGACUGGUGAGACGCCAUAAAUGUAAUGGUUUCAGAAAAGCAAAUUGCUAGGCUAAGUUUACUUAGGCUUCAUGGGAGGAGAGAAAGGAAGAGGGUUUGAAAGAGCAUCUAAGACGGAGUGGCAGAGCCUGAGUUUAUUGAUAAGAGAGCACAGAUGUGUUUUGAAAGGAUGGGGUCGUGACUAGUAGGUGAGGCUCUAGAAGAGAAGAUGUGGAAAUAAGCUGAGAGAAGUGUGUUGGGUCCAAUUUGUGAUGAAUAGUGAAUGUCAGGCAAUGGGGUUCUACUGUUCAAGAAAUGAAAAACCAUAGACUAUUUUGGAAUGACUUGUUUAGAACUGUCUACCUAGCAGUAGUGUCAGACUAUUUGAGGGAAUGGGAUAAGGAAGGGAAGGAAACUCGUCUAUUGAGUGCCUACUAAGCAUUAGGCAAGAUCCAGAUACCUUAUUUCUUUUAAUCCACAGAGCAACCCUUUUAAAAGGUGGCAGAAUUCCCAUAUUUAUAUGCACAACACAUACAUCUGUGCUUAAUAAAAAUGGGUGGAUACCGACUGGGAGAAAAUUUUUGCACUCAACACUAAUGAUAAAGAACUGAUCACAAAAUUCUAUAAAGAGCUGAUGAGACUCAACAAAAACAAAGAAAAUAAUCCAGUCAAAAAAUGGGCAGAAGAGCUAAAAAGAAACUUCUCCAAAGAGGAAAUACAAAUGGCCACCAGGCAUGUGAAAAAAUGUUCAACGUCACUUGCAAUCAGGGAAAUGCAAAUCAAAACUACCAUGAGAUACCAUCUUACACCAGUGAGAAUGGCACAUAUUAAAAAAAACUAGCAACAACAAAUGUUGGCGAGGAUGUGGAGAGACAGGAACUCUCCUGCACUGUUGGUGGGAGUGCAAACUGGUCCAACCACUGUGGAAAGCUGUGUGGAGAUUCCUCAACCUACUAAAGAUAGAGCUUCCAUAUGAUCCAGCAAUUCCACUCCUAGGUAUUUACCCAAAGGACACAGAAACAUUAAUUCCAAGGAGCACCUGCACCCCUAUGUUUAUAGCAGCACUAUUUACAAUAGCUAAGCUUUGGAAACAAUCCAAAUACCCAAAAAUAGAUGACUGGAUCAAGAAGAUGUGGUACAUAUACACCAUGGAAUAUUACUCAGCAGUCAAAAAAAGAUAAACUCAUGCAAUUUGCAGCAACAUGGAUGGAGCUGGAAGGGAUCAUGCUCAGCGAAAUAAGCCAGAAAGAAAAAGAAAAAUACCGGAUGGUCUCACUCAUAACAGGA